GGAAUAAUAUAUGUGGGCGUGUGCGCACGUGUACAUUGACUAUGGCAACAAUUAAAGAGACUACGCCAUUGCUGAAAAAAUUUGAUAAGAAAGUUUUGGAAAAUCAACAAGUUAUAUAUGAGGCAAUUCCACCUAUAAAUCCAAACAUUGAAUUACAACAAUUUUCAGAUACAUCAGAAAAAUUUGAUGAUUCUUUAAUUAAUAAAGGCUUAGACAAACGGUAUAAGGGUGCAGAUAAGAUUGCAAUUACAUACAUGUGGAAAAAUAUCAGUGUAUACUGUACUGAAAAAAAUAAACGGUUUUAUGAUUUUUCAACGCAUAAUAAUACUAAUAAAAUAAAAAAGCAACUCUUAAAAAAUGUUUCUGGAAUAGCGUAUCCAGGAGAGUUAUUGGUAAUAAUGGGUUCGUCAGGAGCGGGAAAAACUACAUUAUUGAAUGUUUUAACAUUCCGAUGCAGUUCUGAUGUCGUGGUAUCUGGAAAUAUUGCAAUUAAUGAACAACAAGUUAAUUCUAAUAUGUUAGCUUCUCAAAUGGCGUACGUGCAACAAGAUGACUUGUUUAUUGGAACUCUUACGGUGAACGAACACCUUUUGUUUCAAGCUCUAGUACGAAUGGAUAAAAAUAUUCCCUAUAAGCAGAGAAUUCGAAGAGUCAAUGAAGUUAUUUCAGAGCUUGCAUUAACAAAAUGUCGUAAUACUAUUAUUGGUAUACCUGGAAAGAUCAAAGGCAUAUCUGGAGGAGAAAUGAAGCGCUUAUCUUUUGCAUCAGAAGUGUUAACAGAUCCACCACUAAUGCUUUGCGACGAACCAACAUCUGGUCUUGAUUCUUAUAUGGCACAUCAAGUUAUUUCUGUAUUGAAAAAUUUGACAGGUAGAGGAAAGACAAUAAUCACAACAUUGCAUCAGCCCUCAUCUGAAUUAUUUAGUAUGUUUAGUAAAAUACUAUUGAUUGCCGAAGGACGCGUAGCUUUUAUGGGAUCAACUGAAGAAGCUGACGAAUUUUUUAAAUCGUUAGGAGCUUCAUGUCCAAAUAAUUACAAUCCAGCUGAUUUUUACAUACAAUUAUUAGCAGUAGUGCCAGGAAGAGAGUAUGCUUGUCGUCAUGCUAUACAUAAAGUUUGCGAUCAAUUUGAAUGCAGUAAUCUAGGGAAAAAAAUUUCCAACAAAGUACAAAAUAUUAUUGAUUUUGUUGAGGAGAAUCAUUACAGAAAUAAGAAUAUGCAAAUCAAAAACUUAACUUAUAAGGCGAGUUGGCUUGAACAAUUUAAAGCAGUUUUAUGGAGGUCUUGGCUAUCUGUUAUCAAAGAGCCAAUUCUAAUAAAAGUACGGCUACUUCAAACUAUUAUGGUUUCAUUGUUGAUCGGUAUUAUAUAUUUAAAUCAAAAACUUGACCAAGAUGGAGUAAUGAAUAUUAAUGGAGCACUGUUCAUAUUUCUUACAAACAUGACAUUUCAAAACGUUUUUGCAGUUAUUCAUGUUUUCUGCUCUGAAUUGCCUAUAUUUCUACGAGAACAUGCUAAUGGAAUGUAUAGAACAGAAAUAUACUUUAUAUGCAAAACUAUGGCAGAAGCACCAAUUUUUAUUGCUGUACCAUUAAUUUUUACAAUUAUCGCCUACCCGAUGAUUGGUUUGUAUCCAGAUAUAAGGCAUUUUUUCACCACAGUCGGAAUUGUCGCUUUAGUGGCCAAUGUGUCCACGUCAUUUGGUUAUUUAAUUUCAUGUACAAGUACGCAUUUGUCAAUGGCACUUUCGAUUGGGCCACCAGUGAUAAUACCAUUUUUACUGUUUGGCGGAUUCUUUCUAAAUACGGCGUAAGUUGCAAUAUAU
Molecule: messenger RNA, 1826 nt
Organism: Nasonia vitripennis (jewel wasp)
Lineage: Eukaryota; Metazoa; Arthropoda; Insecta; Hymenoptera; Pteromalidae
Gene: white
Product: protein white
Biological process (GO): transmembrane transport
Cellular component (GO): plasma membrane
Molecular function (GO): ATP binding; ABC-type transporter activity; ATP hydrolysis activity
Source: RefSeq, marked provisional